Messenger RNA from Aspergillus eucalypticola CBS 122712, 312 nucleotides. RefSeq lists its product as uncharacterized. Bases 1 to 312 code for a protein of 103 amino acids. The record is from RefSeq and is a predicted model, not a curated record. NCBI's taxonomy places the organism in Eukaryota, Fungi, Ascomycota, Eurotiomycetes, Eurotiales, Aspergillaceae. The transcript has 2 exons.
AUGCAAGUAGCAGAGAUCCUCUCCGAUCUGACAUCCCUGCGCGUCUGUGACUACCAUGACGCCCUCGCUCUCGUUACCGUCAAUGAGCGAAUCCCCCAAACCACAGACCAACUAAACCUCAAAGCAACAGGCACAACCCCAUCAGACUCUGGAUUAGAUUCAGGAAGCUGCGAAAACGAGGAUCUCCGUCGCGCAAAAGAACUCGUCGACUUGCACUACGAGUUCAAGGCCCGUCAUGCGCUAGGCACGGUUGAUGAGGAACUCUCGCGUGCAAGGGAGGAAGUAGCCCGAGUGCUAAGGGAACUUAGCUAG